This is a messenger RNA of Camelus dromedarius (Arabian camel), 1668 nucleotides long. It is a transcript of the gene DAP3, whose product is annotated as death associated protein 3. Gene Ontology annotation, molecular function: structural constituent of ribosome. Gene Ontology annotation, cellular component: mitochondrial small ribosomal subunit; mitochondrial ribosome. The transcript has 13 exons. The record is from RefSeq and is a predicted model, not a curated record. Bases 131 to 1372 code for a protein of 413 amino acids. Gene Ontology annotation, biological process: apoptotic process. NCBI's taxonomy places the organism in Eukaryota, Metazoa, Chordata, Mammalia, Artiodactyla, Camelidae.
CGGAGCUUGCUUCUCUGUUGCGGGACGAGCGCCGUGGAGCCGGUCCUUGACGGUGUCUGCGGUUCACCGCGUCAGGAGAGCUCGUCCGCGACUCUCGGUGAGGGAAUGGACCGGCACGGGGGUUGUGUCCAUGAGGGAAAGGAGCAGGAUUCGGAACCUACAUGAGAGUGCAGGGAUAAUGCUGAAAGGAAUGACAAAGCUUAUCUCCAGGGUUCAUAAGUUGGACCCUGGACGUGUUUUGCACAUGGGGACCCAGGCACCCCAAAGCCUUGCUGCUCACCUAGAUAACCAGGUUCCAGCUGAGAGUCCCAGAGCUAUUUCCCGUACCAGUGAAAAUGAUCCGGCCAAGCAUGGGGAGCAGCAUGAGGGUCAGCACUACAGCAUACCCCUCCAGGAUCUGAAGACUGUAUUUCCCCAUGGCUUGCCUUCUCGCUUUGUAAUGCAGGUGAAGACAUUCAAUGAAGCUUGCCUGAUGGUAAGGAAACCAGCCCUAGAGCUUCUGCAUUACCUGAAAAACACCAAUUUUGCUCAUCCAGCUGUACGAUACGUUCUCUAUGGGGAGCAGGGAACAGGAAAAACCCUCAGUCUUUGCCAUGUUACUCAUUUCUGUGCAAAACAGGACUGGCUGAUACUGCAUAUUCCUGAUGCUCAUCUUUGGGUGAAAAACUGUCGCAAUCUUCUGCAGUCCACCUACAACAAACAGCGCUUUGAUCAACCUGUAGAGGCUUCAGUCUGGCUGAAGAAUUUCAAAACUACAAAUGAGCGUUUCUUGAGCCAGAUAAAAGUUCAAGAGAAGUAUGUCUGGAAUAAGCGAGAAAGCACUGAGAAAGGCAGUCCUCUGGGAGAAGUAGUUGAACAGGGCAUAAUGCGAGUGAGGAAUGCCACAGAUGCAGUUGGGAUUGUGCUCAAAGAGCUGAAGAGGCAAAGUUCUUUGGGUAUUUUUCACCUCCUGGUGGCAGUGGAUGGAGUCAAUGCUCUCUGGGGAAAGACCACACUGAAAAGAGAGGAUAAAAGUCCGAUUGCCCCGGAAGAACUAGCACUUAUUUACAACCUGAGGAAGAUGAUGAAAAAUGAUUGGCAUGGAGGAGCCAUCGUGUUGACAUUGAGCCAGACUGGGUCUCUUUUUAAGCCCCGAAAAGCUUACCUGCCCCAGGAGUUGCUGGGAAAGGAAGGAUUUGAUGCCCUGGAUCCCUUUAUUCCCAUCCUGGUUUCCAAAUAUAACCCAAAGGAAUUUGAAAGUUGUAUUCAGUAUUACUUGGAGAACAAUUGGCUUCAACACGAGAACGCUCAUACAGAAGAAGGGAAAAAGGAGCUGCUGUUCCUAAGUAAUAGGAAUCCCAGGCAGCUGGAGCAGCUCUGUGCCUACCUCUAAGCCGUGGUCACGACAUGCGUGGAAGCCAAUGGACUUUUCUUUUAAUGGACCCACUCAGAUGGCGGGACCCACUCUUCAGUAAACGAGAAGAGCAGCCAAGGAGUGGCUCAUGGCAGCGACCAGGACUGCAGUCAGCUCCCAGCCUUCGCUGAAAUGGGUUCCUUGGGAAGUGACUGUGAUGGCAGUAAGAUGUCCUCUUGUUCUUGAAACUAAUACCAGUUUAUUAGAUAUGAUUUUCACAUUUAAAUAAUCAUGUAUCAUUUCUUUAAGAAUUAAAUUAAGUAUCUUUUUUAAAA